AUGAACAAGGAGAUAAAAGGUAUGAUACGUAAAUACGAGAUUUGUCAAUGUGAAAAAUGACGAGAACUAGACUCAGAGAACCAGCUUACAUCCCUGACACCACCUAGAGACCCAACUGAUAAAAUAGCUAUGGACAUAUACGGACCAUUACAAAUGACCAGCAAAGGUAAACAAUGUGCAAUACUAACAGAUCAGGGCGCAAAUUUUGUGUCAAAAUUGAUGAUGGAAUUUGAAGAAGCUUUUAGGAUAAAGCAUAUUAAAACCACUAACUUCCUCCAACAUGGCAAUGGCUCCUUUGUACGUGCACAUUCCUUAAUAGGAGAUUUAAUGAGGACUUGUACUGAACACAAAGGUGGAAAAUGGGACGAGAUAUUGAACCUAGAUUGUUCUGGAUAUAACACUGUAAUACAUGAGGAUAGAGAAUGUACACCUUUUGAGUUGAUUUUUGAUAGAAGGGCCAACUUGCCCAGUGCAAUAGCUGCAACUACUGCAAUGAGCAAGGAAGAAAUAUUUCUUUUAUGA
This is a messenger RNA of Heterotrigona itama, 522 nucleotides long. NCBI's taxonomy places the organism in Eukaryota, Metazoa, Arthropoda, Insecta, Hymenoptera, Apidae. The record is from the annotation of a GenBank genome assembly.